Messenger RNA from Phlebotomus papatasi, 2651 nucleotides. RefSeq lists its product as uncharacterized. The transcript is spliced from 5 exons. Gene Ontology annotation, biological process: embryonic development via the syncytial blastoderm; cell surface receptor signaling pathway via JAK-STAT. NCBI's taxonomy places the organism in Eukaryota, Metazoa, Arthropoda, Insecta, Diptera, Psychodidae. The coding region runs from base 500 to 1330 and encodes 276 amino acids. The record is from RefSeq and is a predicted model, not a curated record.
AGUUGCUGGAAACACUUUGUAACGAUCACAUCUCUCGUCUCUGUGAAUUUUUAACGCGCUCCUCAAGCAUUUUAAGUUCACAAGACACGGUACACUUUAUUCGCGUGGAGUGUUUAGUGGAUCGAUUUAAAAAAAAAAAAGUAUAAGAGAAAAUAAAUGGAUAAUUUUUCUUAAGUGCCUCAGAGGGUGUUAAAACUGUGACUAAGAAUUUACACUUCCGCCAAGCAAUUGUUGCCGGAUACAUAAGUGACUUUUUUCUCCUUUUCCUCUGACUAUUUCACAAGUUUGCACAAGAAAACUGAUGGGACAUACGACGGGAUAUAUUCCCAGUGAAAUUGUGCACUGGAGAAAAUUAUAGGAAAAAAUGUGAUUGUGAAAAAUAUAAGGAAAAUACAAUCUCAAUAACUUUUGAUCAGUGUGAUCACGGGACAUUUUCUUGGAUUCUCACAGCUGAGGGAAUCUCUUUGGAGACUUAACAACAUCAUGAUGAGAAUUCGACAUGCUGAAGACAGUUUGUACCGUUGCGUUCCUAAUUAUCACUCUAUCUUCCUGGGUGUGCAUAGAAGCAAAACCCACCUCAACAUCCAACGAUAAUAAAGAACAUCUCUGGAAAACACCAUGUGGAAAUCCGGAUAACUAUAAUGUCUCAUCUAUAUUGCAAGGAAAAGAACAAAAAAUUAAACUUUAUAAGUCGUUCCAUAGAGCAAUUAUUGGAUACGGUAAUAAGUUGAAUAAUACUGUUAAAAGAAUUGAAAUCGGUUACAACUUGAGCCAGUUCGGCAUCCUGGAAAAUCCCUUCCCAAAAUUCACCAACCGUUCGAUGAAAGCCAUACAUAGGGAUCUACAAAUUUACAUCGGCGUUUUCAACAGAUUGUAUGAAUUGCAGAAGGAUGAGAACCGAAUGGAAAAUGAAAAAAGUGACAUAUUGGAUCAACUGAAAGAAUUGCGGGAGAAAACCCGCGAGUUGUUGUGCUUUAUGGAAGAUAUGCUAAACGGCACAGACUCCAUGAGGAUAAGAGUAAAAUAUAUAAGUGAUUCAGUGAUGAAAAAGAAAGUAAACACCAUAGAGACUCAAUCUCUCCACAUGGAUAUUCAACGGGCUCUAACUAGUGUGAAGACUUUUGUGACAGAAUUAGAAAAAUUUAUUGAUAAGCGUAUUGGUGUAUUAGAAAGCCAUAAAAAGAAUAUAAACCCCACAAAAUGCAAGAAAAUGCGCAAGUGUUCGAAGAGAUUAAGGAUGAAAGAGAGGAUGAAGAAAAAUCAAGAGAAAAAACAUCGUCGUCAUCAUCGAGGAGCUCGCAUCCGUAGCUUGCAUAUAGGUAAAGCCUAAUCUUGUAGAUAACUUUUUGUUAAUAUUAAUUUCAAGUUAUUGUGCAUAAGGAGGGAAAUUUUAUUUUAAUCCAAAAUUAGACCUUUAAGUUUUAAAAAAUGUUUCUUCAGACACAACUCCUUUAUUCCUGAUUUUAUAUAACAUAUUAGUAUAUAAUUACUUUCAAUACUCAAGCGCACUUCAGAAUCACCCAAAAUCUAUAUAAAACAAAUCUGUCAUAAUCUUAUUACUAGUUAUAGAUAAUAUAUAUCCAAGUUUUAAAUGCGCGUAAAUUCCAAAUAAACUCGAUAGAAAUUUUGUGGAAGUCUAUGAUAAAAAAAAGUUGCAGACCAUUAACGUAAAAAAUUCAUAAGAUAAAAAUAACUUAACGAAGAAUAUAUUUGUUGCAGAGAUGCAUAUAUUAUGAGCAGCUUGAUAAAACCAUUAUAAUGUUAGUAGGAAAAUCCUAUGGAGUUGUCAGUUAGAUAUCAUAACGAAUCUAAAACCGAAUUUAAACUCUUGCUCGGCAUCGUAAAACUCCUAUAUACUAAAAAUUUUUCUCAUUGGUAUUAGAGUAUUUACGUAUUUUCGUAAAACAGUAUUGAACAUUAUAACAAGUCAAUUUCUAAAAACAAUUUACAAUUCGUUAAUUUUCUUUCACAAAAAAAAAAGAUUUUUCUAUAAUACAAAAUUCAAAUAAUUUUAAUUGGAAGAAUGAUGGAUAUUCAGAGAAUCACAGUAAUUUUUAUACUAUUUUCCCAUAUAUUUCACUUUAAUAGCUCUCCAUUGAUACUUCUUUGGAAUUUCAGUGUAAAAUCUUUGGUAAUUCCAGAUUUAUAACAAUUAUUUUGUAUGCUAUUUUUGUUGCAACAACUAUUGAUUCAUACUUCAACAGCAAUGUUGAAUGUAAUGAAAUUGAUCAUGUCAAGUUCAUUCCAAUUUCUAAGGGUAAAAUCUAUCAAAAUGUAAAUAAUAACAAAAAAAAAUAAUUUUGGUUAUUCUGGAAAGUGUGCUUAAAGGGUAUUGGCUUCAUUACUGCGUAAUGAUCAAUUGCAAAUUGUGUUUGUGAAUAAAAUCAGAGGCAAAAACUAAUGAUUAUAAGUAAAAAUCAAUAUUAAAAUGCAAAAAUAUUUCACUUGAAAUUUGCCACUAAGAUUUUUCUUAAUGCUCUGUGAUAUAAAUUAGAUAAAAAUUUAUAUUAUGUGCCAAAAAAUAUAUAUAAUUAUGUUCCUCUUGCCAAUUUAUAUUUAUAUAUAUAUAUAAAUAUAUAUACAGAGGAAUUUUUGACAUUAGACUUUUGUAGACAAUUACAUUAUACAUACAUAAAAAUUGUAAGGAAAAA